Molecule: messenger RNA, 4031 nt
Organism: Archocentrus centrarchus (flier cichlid)
Lineage: Eukaryota; Metazoa; Chordata; Actinopteri; Cichliformes; Cichlidae
Gene: slc25a10b
Product: solute carrier family 25 member 10b
Exons: 11
Coding region: 416-1276 (286 amino acids)
Biological process (GO): transmembrane transport
Source: RefSeq, a predicted model, not a curated record
UGAAAGUGGAGUAUGCGAGUUUUCUCUGUGCCGGGGUUUUAGCAUUCUGAUACCGCUGUCGACCUUUGGAUAUCGCCGCCCCCCCGGGGAGAGUAGGCAGAUCCGCCGUCCUCAGUGACAAUUGGCUGCACUCCUCAACUCUGAGUACUGCUGCUUCCUAUUGCGCUUCAGGCCGUCACCAAAACACAGAAGAAAGUGUGGUGCGAUGCUGCUGCAGCCCAAAGUCUCCGGUCCGUAGCGCAGGCCCUUAUCGGAAUGUUUGAAGAGGUUAUCCGUGUCCUGUAGACCACGCUAGCUACAGCAGCGGUUCCCUGCAGGCCAGGAAGCCAUUGGAGCAGCCGGACAGCGUGUCGAGGCGCACUGAGAGGAGGGAAGUAACCGUUGUAUCAGCACUGAACAAGCAGAGCCUGGCACCAUGACUGAAAAACGAAUGUCGCGGUGGUAUUUCGGUGGUCUGGCAUCGUGCGGAGCUGCCUGCUGCACGCAUCCUCUUGAUCUCAUUAAGGUACACUUACAGACACAGCAGGAGGUGAAGAAGAGGAUGAUGGGAAUGGCCAUUCAUGUGGUGAAGAACGACGGGGUCCUGGCUCUGUACAGUGGUUUAUCUGCUUCUCUUUGCAGACAGAUGUCAUAUUCCCUGACCAGAUUUGCCAUCUAUGAGACAGUGAGGGAUAUGAUGGGCAGCACGAGCCAGGGCCCCAUGCCUUUUUACCAGAAGGUCCUGCUGGGAGCCUUCGGAGGAUUCACUGGUGGGUUUGUUGGCACGCCUGCAGACAUGGUGAAUGUCAGGAUGCAGAAUGACAUGAAACUACCACCAGAACUGAGGAGAAACUACAAACAUGCCAUUGAUGGGCUUUUCAGAGUCUUCAGAGAAGAGGGUAUAAAGAAACUUUUCUCAGGAGCCUCCAUGGCCUCCAGCAGAGGAGCAAUGGUGACUGUGGGACAGUUGGCGUGUUAUGACCAGGCCAAGCAGCUGGUGUUAGGAACAGGCGUGAUGGGAGAUAACAUAUUCACGCACUUUCUUUCCAGCUUCAUUGCUGGAGGCUGUGCUACGUUCCUGUGUCAGCCUCUAGAUGUACUAAAGACGAGGCUGAUGAAUUCAAAAGGAGAGUACACGGGGGUGAUACACUGCUUACGAGAAACAGCCAGACUGGGUCCACUGGCAUUUUAUAAGGGACUUGUUCCUGCGGGAAUCCGCUUGAUUCCUCACACAGUGCUCACCUUCGUCUUCCUUGAGCAGCUCAAGAAAUACUUUGGCAUUCGCAUCAUCUCCUGAGUGCGCUCUGACCAGCUGCUCUUCAGCCUUCCUGACGACCGUCACUGCCAAUCACCAACCCCACAGUCACUCUGCUCUUCAUCAAAGCAAAGAAGGGAAGAAAGGAAGACGUGCACAGUUUACUAUGACUUGCACAUGCUUUCCUUUUCCUCUAGCUCUACCUCUACAGCUAGAAAUCCAAUUCUUUUGAUUGUCAGGACCACCAAUUUCUAGUAGGGAGCUAAUCCUCUUCUCGUUAUUCAGAAAUGCUAACGGUAUGAUUCCCAGGAAAAAUUUAGUUAAUCUAAAGGGUCUGUAAUAGAAUUAUUAGAAUGACAGAUAUUAAAAUUAAUAGAUAUUCCUGAAAAUUUCAGCUACACAUGGGCACAUGACUUGUUUAAAUUUGUUUUCCACAGUUCUUUUCUAACAUUUGAUUGUUGUCAGAUUAUAUUUAGGAUUUUAUAGUUUUUAAAGCUGAAAACAAACCCACCGUCUUGUCUUCAGUGCAACUCUGAGCAAUGAAACAUGACUAAACAAGCUGUUAUAUAACUACAUAAUAAUCAUUCCUACCAUUGUUGACCAUUUGGGUUGUAAUAUUAGUGCUGAUUUGUUUGCUUCCUUGUUGAUUAAUUUAUAUUUUAGAACUGGAAAUCCGCUAUUAACAGGUUAAGGUUUCAUUAUUGUUCACCUGAUGUUUUGUACUUUAUUUGAUUCCACUGUUAUCACUUCACUGUCAGAUCUAGAGGAGAUGAGGACCAGUCUUGUUUGUGCUGCGUUUUCUGAGUGAGAAGGAAAUUAGUGGAGAAACUGUGAAGAUGGAGGUUGUUGGGAUCCUGAUGAGGAUGGAGCCUCUUUUGUGCAGAAGGCCUGGUAUGCAAGUGAGGGCAAAAAAUACUGGUGAUGCACGUGAUCUACAUUGUUUACUCUCCUGUGUUUAACUUCAGAUUUUUUGCCAGAUUAUUCUUUCUAAAUUUGUUAUUUUACAGGAAAAAUUGGGGUGGAGAAAAGGCAUUUUUUGCAGUACUAAUUUUGGUCACAAGAGGCACCUCAAUUCCAUCCUGUAAAUGUAACUAAAUGCCUUCAUGUUCAUUUUUCCAUUUAGUUUAAACACAGGCCACUUAUUAUGUUUUGGCAAGUUUUCAACAUUAUUAUCAUGCAUGUCUUUCGGAUAGAAAUGUAGUAUGUUGAGGUAGGUGUUCUGGGUUUUCCCAGCAUGCUUUGUCACAGUGGCUACAAAGGGACAUCAGCUUAAGUAAAAUGUGGUCUAAAUCACCAGCUUUGUUAUCUGAUUUAGUCAUCAGUGUUAUUGUUCUUUGCAUCCAUUCUCACAUGAAAGUUUGUACUCCAUUCAAAACACCUAAUGGUCGCACAGCCUCUUGAACAAAAAUAGUAUUUCAAAAAUGCAUGGAGAAUUUAAGGCAGAUUAUUAUUAAUUAAUUAAUUAAUUUUUAUUUGUUUUACCUUCCAAACUUGUCCCCCCCCCCACCUCUUUACCCAGAUGGGGAAAACAUAUUUAGGAAAUUCAGGAUAUUGUCCUAACAGGUAUAUUUUUGCCUGUUAAGUCAUAAACCAAUAUUCUCAUCCACAGUUGUCAAUGCAUUUAUGUCAGAUGUUGCCAGUGCUGAAGUACUCACAAGGUGUCCUUUUGGCAAUAUUAGGUGUUGAUGCAUAAUGUGCCCUCUUUUAAAGGGUGACAAAGUGCACAUUAGGAGGUUGGAGGGGAUGUGGAGGAAGUCACAAGUUUGUCAGCCAGGAGGCCGCAGUUCAGAGCAUUUUUAAAGCUCUUUAGCAGUUUCACCCACUGGUAACAUCUAGCCAUAAAAAACUACUUGCUUGGGAAAAGAUCACAAAUUUUGGUUUACAUGAUGCCCCUUCAUGACAUUAACGCUCCAUGUUUGAAAAAUUAAACUUACUGAGUGCAUUCAGAUAUGAUGGCAUUUAUAUUAUCUGCAUUAAACACAGGAGUAAAAAUAAUUAGACCAUGCUUUGAAAAUCACUAGAUUCUUUUUUUUCCUCACUGGUUUCUUCUGUGUAGGGAAACGUUUUAUGACCACUUUAUAUCUUAAAGUUUUAAUGUAUAAAGAUGCCUGCAAAGAACUGCUGUGCACUACAAGUGUAGCAUUUCUUUAAUCUUAAUGUUUGGUCUAACUAAAUGCAUGUCAGAUUUUGUCUCAGGAUACUACUGUUUUUUUUAAUUUUUUUUUAUAAGGCACUUUAUUAAAACAAAAAGCCUUGAAAUCCUUAUGAUGAACCUGCUGCAUAAAAACCCAUACUGUAUGUUAAAACAUAUUCCAAAAGUAAAAUUACAAUAUUUGUGAUUCCCAUUAAGUAUGUUUUAUGGCUCAUUUCAGUUGUUUUCCAUUGAUAAGUUUGACUUUGGUUCUGUCAAAUUAUGCAUUUGUUGUGCUGUGCCUGCUCUGUUAACAGAAACCUUGGAAAGUUAUGUUGCCUUACAGUAUCUGUCCUGCAGAGGGCAGUAUAGAAACGUGUGCAGUGUCCUGUUUGUGCAGCCAAAUAAGUGCUACAUCUUCAUCCUUGGAUGAACUGGAGGAACAGUGAUGGGUUAGUGAAUUUGGGUUUUAGAUUUUAACCAGUGAUUUUUUUUUUUUUAAUUAAAAUAUUAAUUUAAAAAUUGUGUUUUGUACCUAUUACAGUAUAGCAGACUUUUAUUUUGAAACAGUAAGUCAUGCCACAUUCUUGUGAUUUAUUAUUUUUGUCAUUUAAUAAAUUAGCUGCAGACCUGCUGGGCUGGAUUAAAUCUGUGUCAUAAAACAAA